Messenger RNA from Micropterus salmoides (largemouth bass), 747 nucleotides. RefSeq lists its product as uncharacterized. NCBI's taxonomy places the organism in Eukaryota, Metazoa, Chordata, Actinopteri, Centrarchiformes, Centrarchidae. The record is from RefSeq and is a predicted model, not a curated record. Bases 1 to 456 code for a protein of 151 amino acids. The transcript is spliced from 4 exons.
AUGACAGUGCGUGUUGAGCUGGAGUGGGAGAUCCCCAUGUCAGUGACGCUGCCCAUCCAGACGCAGCCCGACCCGGCGCACCAACCGUUCCCCUUCCUGGACACGACGCUUGCCGACCUGGGCAUCCAAGAGUCAGAGGUGAAGGAGAGGGUGGUGUGGGUCGACACCAAGAAGACCCAGGUUAAGAACAAAGCGGGGAAGCUGAAGGAGAAAGAGAUCAACAUUCUGGAGGUGAGAGUGAAAGCUCAGAAACCUGGAGACAAACAGCUCCAGGAAGUCCUGUACAGCACGGAGGCCCACACUGACCGCUCCUUCUGUCGCACAGGGAUGAAUAUCCUGCCCUGGAAACACAGACAGGCAGGGGAGAACGGACUGACACCGGUGCAGAUGACGAUGGAGUUGGAAAAACAGCAGCAGCCUGGCUUAACCGAGGCACGGGGACAACGGGAGAUCUGAGGAGCAGUCAGACGCUCCCCAUCACUCGUCCACGGCAAAGCACAUCUUUAGCUCCGUUUCACUCUCGCAUCUAUAUAGAGGAUUCAACACGUCAUCACUUACUCUUUCCACAGUGAGGCGUGGUUGAAUGGCUUGACAUUAACUGAAGGGCGAAACAUGCCAGCAUUGUCGUAUCAUGUUACAGAAAAGCACAGAAAGAGGCGGAGCGGUUCAGGUCAAAGUUCUUCUGCAUACAAGCGCAGGCUGCUGUGAGCACUAACAGUGUACGGACGCUAUAAUAAGUGCUGUUUU